Molecule: messenger RNA, 1998 nt
Organism: Pichia membranifaciens NRRL Y-2026
Lineage: Eukaryota; Fungi; Ascomycota; Pichiomycetes; Pichiales; Pichiaceae
Exons: 1
Coding region: 1-1998 (665 amino acids)
Molecular function (GO): hydrolase activity
Source: RefSeq, a predicted model, not a curated record
AUGAUCUUCUCAGCUGCCGCAGUUCCCCUCUUGGCAGCCGUUGCUGCUGCCAUUCCGCUGGAGGUCUACACCAACGACCUCACGUUGACAAACUCCGACGUUGACUGGUCCAUUCCUGUCCUUUCCGACGAGGCUAUUGUCAGCGCUGCCUUGGAUACGUUCACCAAGAUGCAGAACUCAACUACUGUUGACCAGUGUACCAAGUGCCAGAGCAGAUUGGUUUACGGUAAGUCUUUGGCAAUGUCCAGACCAGAUUUGAUUCCCACCAUCUUCGAGCUAUGGUGUAACAUCCAGGGUGACUACUCAGCGGAGACUUGUAACAACAAAUUCCACAGAACUACGGUCUCCAACUCCUCGACAGGCUCAAACUUUGCCGAUUUAUUGACUUUAAUCGAUCCAUUGUCCAUUGACGCAGAAUACUGGUGUCACUACCAGGUUAAGAAAGAAUGUCCUCUCCCAGAGACACCAGAAAACCUUUCCAUUGCCUAUUUGUGGAAUGAAACAAGACCAGCAAAGGCAAAUACUGUUCCAAUUCCAGGAAACAACACCAUGAAGGUGUUGCACAUUUCUGAUUUCCACCUUGAGCUCGAGUACACCGUGGGUGCAGAAGCUAACUGCACCACCUCAAUGUGCUGUACCCCACAUUCCAUUACUCCUAAGAACGCAAUCCACAGCAACCAAUCCUCUAUCCACGACUUGUACACUGCUUUGUUUGAAGGCUCAUACUACGACGCCGAAGGUAACUACCACAAGGGUGAACAGAUCUCUGCACUAAACAACAUUUCCGUUCCAGCAACCACUUUUGGUCACUACGAGUGUGAUGCUCCAGAGGUUUUGAUCAACUCCUCCCUACACUCCAUUGCUGAUUUCCAGACCAAAAACAACAUUUCCUUUGAAUUCGCUAUAUUCACUGGUGAUUUGGUCGACCAUGACGAAACCAAGUACACUGCGUACGAAAAAUCCGUGGAAGAAGAAACGAUGAUCUUCCGGGACAUCAAGAAUUCCUUCAAGAACCUUCCUAUCUACCCUGUGUUGGGGAACCACGAUACUUUCCCAUACGCCCAAUUGGCCCCACAGAAGUCUGGAUUCCACAACAAGUUUGACUGGAACAUCGAAUUGUUGACCGAGAUGUGGAUGGACUACGGCUGGAUUGACUGGGAUCAAGCACAGUUUGCCAAGACCCACUAUGGUGCUUAUUCGGUCCAACUCAAGUCGGGCUUGAAGAUCAUCUCAUUCAACUCCAACGCUUGGUACCUCUCCAACGAGUACGCAUACAGUAAUAACGUUGAGGACCCAGAUUACUUUGGUAUUUUCGAAUUCAUUGUUAACGAGCUCUUAGAGUCCGAAGCAGCCGACCAGAAAGUCUGGUUGAACUUCCACAUUCCUCUCUCCAACACCGUCCUCCCAACCGCCGCCAAACUCUUCUCCGAGAUGGUUGCAAGAUUCUCCCCAUACACCAUUACUGGUAUUUUCACUGGCCACACUCACAGAGACGAGUUCAAUAUCCUCUACAAGAACAACAAUGGUACUGUUGAGUCGAAGCAGAUCGAAGACGUCAUCAACCUCACCUGGAUCACCCAGGCUGUCACCCCAUGGGUUGAAAACAACCCAGCAUGGAGAUACUACGAGGUCGACACCGACACCUUCCAAAUCAUGGACUCCCUUAACUACUACACCCAGUUGAAUGAGACCUUUGCCUCAAGUGACGAGCCUGUUUGGGAGUUCGAGUAUUCCGCCAGAGACGUCUACGAGAUCGACUGGCCUGCCUCUUCUCCAUUGAACGCCACCUACUGGCACCUGGUCUAUGAGAAAAUGCGUACUAAUGCUACCACCCUCCAGACCUACGAGAGUCUCUCCAAGAGAUUCUCUCCGUACGUCAAGGACUGUUCUGAAGGUGAUGUCUGCACCUGGGACAUCUGUUAUGUUUCCUCGUACACGACCGAAGAGUACACUGCGUGUAUGAAGGCCAACCCACACUACGUCGACGGCACCUCUUAG